GCUUUUGCUUUUCCUGCCUGCGAAAGAAGGCAAGGGUGCCUUUUCCUCCCACCUCACUGGCUGAUGCGUGCAUUCUGUUUAAAGCUGGAAUCCUGUAUCCAUUUCCCCUGGGAACAGAACCCGUGGGCGAAGAAACCGGUGGCUUGAAUAUUGUGCCCCAGAAGUGAAGAUGACGCAGGCUGUGUUCACGAAACCUUCUGCCAAGUAAGGGAGACUCUCAGUGUUCUGAUUUUUCGUUGCAGCCGAUGAACACAGUGACCUCCUUUUUUGGGGGAAAAGAGAGCAAUGUCUUGUUGCUUUCUUUCACACUGUUGUGGAAAACACGGACCCACGUGACUCGGCUCCAACGAUGGCGUUGCUGAAGGUGCUCCCCCAGGAGCCAAAGGAUAAAGGCACCCAAAGGUGCAGGAUGGGGCCGGCCCUUUUUGCUUCUCUAGGAGCCACGCUGGGUUCUCCGGUCAGGAUCGCCCUGCCGACAGGGUCGUGCCUCUGUACCGCUUGGCCCCGGCCUGACUCAGCGGAUGGCUACUUGCAGCUGGACCUGAAAUGCCGGACACCGGGCUUAAGGGAGAGCCAACUGCAGGGUCUCACGGUGAAUGCGGAUCGCUUGAAGCGCCUGCCGUACGUCCGGUUACGAAGAGUGGCCGUCAAAGCGGUCCUUCAAAACCGCUCGGUGAAAAGAUCCACUCCGGAAGCCGUGCUACAGGAAGUGGUGAGAGACUUACUAAGAAACGCCUACGUUUCUCUUCACCAUGUCGUUACUUUCAGCGCCCUCCUGGGCAAUCCAGUGGUGUGCGUUGAAAUAUUGGCCACGGAACCCGAUGCCGUGGAAGAAGCUGGCUUAGUGACCUCCAAAACGAGCGUCGCCAUCAAGGAGGUGGUCACGCUGGACUGGCACAACCGUUUGAUGGGAAACGGGGCCAAAAUCCAGGUGGCGGGAAUGGACAAUGUCCGUCGGUCCUUAAAAGACAUGGUUGAGUUGCCGUUACGCUUCCCGAAAACCUUCCAGAAGCUCUCCCUUUCUGUCCCCCGAGGGGUUCUUCUCUGUGGACCUCCGGGGGUGGGCAAGACCCUCCUAGUCCGAGCUGUUGCCCAGGAAGUGGGGGCCUGCCUGCUUUGCAUCAACGGCCCCGCCGUCUACGGUUCAAGACCCGGCGAAAGCGAAGAGAACCUGCGACGGGUCUUUGAGGAAGCGCGAGAACUAUCCAGCGACGGGCCGACUGUUCUUUUUAUCGAUGAGAUCGACUCGUUGUGUCCGAAACGGGGACGUUCGCAGAACGCCCCGGAAAACCGCUUGGUGGCUCAGCUGCUCACCCUCAUCGAUGGCAUUGGCGGGGAAAACCACAUGGUGAUUGUUGCGGCCACCAACAGGCCCGAUGCGCUCGAUCCUGCUCUGAGGCGGCCCGGCCGGAUUGACCGUGAGAUUAUCAUUGGGACGCCAACUCUUCAGCAGAGGUGGCCCAUCCUGCAGCUACUCACCGCAGGCAUGCCUGUCUCGAAGGACGUCAGUUUGAUGGAACUGGCCGAAGUGACCACCGGCUAUGUCGGAGCGGACCUGAUGGCUUUGUGCCGAGAGGCUGCGAUGCAGGCUAUGCUACGUGGCUGCAGGGAUUCAACUCCUACAGUUUCUAUGUCGGACUUCAACGGAGCUUUGAAAAAGAUCCAACCAUCCUCUUUUAGAAGUGGAAUUGGGCUGAUGGACUUCAGGCCGGUCGCUUGGGAGCAGAUUGGUGGCCUGGAAGACGUGAAAUUAAAGCUGAAGCAGAGCGUCGAAUGGCCCAUAAAAUUUCCAGAGGCUUUUGUGAGGAUGGGGCUGGCCCGCCCAAAGGGUAUCCUUCUGUACGGCCCAUCGGGUUGCGCCAAAACCACCCUCGUGAAAGCAGCCGCCACCAGUUGCCACUGUUCGUUCCUCUCUGUGAGUGGGGCAGACCUCUUUUCGCCUUACGUUGGGGAUUCGGAGAGAAUCUUAUCCCAGGUAUUUAGGCAGGCAAGAGCGAAUACGCCGGCUAUAGUAUUCUUGGAUGAAAUUGAUGCCAUCCUGGGGUCUCGUUCAAUCGGGAAAACUGGGCACGGGGUCCAGGAGAGAGUGCUCUCUGUUCUUCUCAACGAAUUAGACGGCAUUGGGUUGAAGUUAACGGAGAGAAGAGGAAACGGAGCGAAGUUGAAAGAUGACCAUCCCGAAGAGAUGGAGAAUAGAAAAGAGUUAGAACUUCAGGAGGUUUUUAACAAAGAUGUGAUGGUCGUGGCUGCCACAAAUAGACCAGAUAUGUUGGAUGAUGCUUUGAUGCGACCUGGGCGGUUAGACCAGAUCCUCUAUGUUCCACCCCCUGAUCAGAAGGGAAGGCUUUCUAUUUUGAAAAUAUGCACAGAAAAUAUACCAAUAGAUUCUGAUGUGUCUCUAGAAGAUGUAGCAACUCAGACUGAACUCUUCUCUGGAGCUGAUCUUGAAAAUCUCUGUAAAGAGGCUGCUCUGUUGGCCCUGCAGGAGAAUAAGGUUGAAGCAACCCCCGUGAAACGCAGACAUUUUGAAAAAUCGCUGGAAACUGUAAAGCCAUCAUUGACCCUCAGAGACUUGGAGCUUUAUGAAAAAAUGUUUGGGAAUAGAAAAUAAACCUUUCAAAGCAAUGAGGGAGAACAUUGGUGUGGGUUGGCAUGACUUAGAUAGGAAGUGGGUUGGAGGGAUGCGAAAAGAGGUUAUGGUGUUGAUUUUUGUGAUAUUCAGUACAUGUGCCACCUCUCCAGAAUUGGUGGAGGUAUCUUAACUGCUGUGACAGAGACUUUCACACAACUGAAAUGGAAGACCGAGAGCUUUCUGGCUGGCUCAGCAGACAGCAGUCCAGGGACCCUUAGCUUGGUUCUGGUGGACAGCAGGGUCUGUGUUGUGCGCAAAAAUGUUGUGAGGCUCUAAUUCACAAUGGACACCCCUCUGGUGUUUCAGAACCGCACCUCUCUGGGGGCCAUUUGGAAUAUCUAUUAGGUAAUAGUCACGGAACAGAGGUUCUAGAAGGAAUGCCGCCUGCAGCCGCACUGUGGAAUGGUGGCCAGGAUGUGAUGCCAAUUAAAAACAAUGCCCAAGUGCUCAUGAA
Molecule: messenger RNA, 3086 nt
Organism: Pogona vitticeps (central bearded dragon)
Lineage: Eukaryota; Metazoa; Chordata; Lepidosauria; Squamata; Agamidae
Source: RefSeq, a predicted model, not a curated record